Messenger RNA from Dunckerocampus dactyliophorus (ringed pipefish), 5030 nucleotides. It is a transcript of the gene itga1, whose product is annotated as integrin, alpha 1. Gene Ontology annotation, cellular component: external side of plasma membrane; integrin complex. The coding region runs from base 218 to 3769 and encodes 1183 amino acids. The record is from RefSeq and is a predicted model, not a curated record. The transcript has 30 exons. Gene Ontology annotation, biological process: cell-cell adhesion; cell-matrix adhesion; cell adhesion mediated by integrin. Lineage: Eukaryota; Metazoa; Chordata; Actinopteri; Syngnathiformes; Syngnathidae. Gene Ontology annotation, molecular function: integrin binding.
ACUACGCGAUCAUAGCACAGAAGAGAGACACCGGACUUUACAGACCCUCUAAAGAAGUGUGGAUGUUUUCUGGUCGAAGCGGGCACGAGGAGACCUCGCGGAUGCUUUUCGACUCAUUCACUGAUUCCACAUCACGCCUAAAACAAGGAGAAGAAAGUCCGUGGAAUAUUUGAUACACUGUUUCCCUCCGUCUCCUCUGACUGACAGAGGCGCCAAGAUGUUCGGGGCUUCAAGUGAUUAUUUCUCUCUCACGGCGGCUGUGCUUCUGGUGUGUGUGUCGUCCUUCAAUGUGGACCAGAAGAACACACUCUCCUUCGAGGGCCCACUGGAGGACAUGUUUGGUUACACCGUACAGCAGUUUGAAAACAGUGAAGGCAAAUGGGUUCUCAUUGGAUCGCCGCUGUCGGGCCAGCCAGCGAAACGAACGGGCGAUGUCUACAAGUGUCCUGUGGGCAGAGGGGGAAACACGUGCGUCAAACUGGAGCUGCCAGAAAACACCACCGUUCCCAACUUACAUGAAGUCAAGGAGAACAUGACCAUGGGAACCACCCUCGUGACCAAUCCCAGCGGCGGAUUCUUGGCAUGUGGUCCCCAGUACGGCUACAUGUGUGGUCAGCAACAAUACAUCUCGGGGGUUUGCGCCAACGUCAGCUCAUCCUUCCAGGUUCUCAACUCGGUGGCACCGGGCGUGCAAGAGUGUGCAAAGGAGCUGGACAUUGUGAUAGUCCUUGAUGGAUCCAACAGCAUCUAUCCAUGGACCAGCAUCAUCGACUUUCUCAUCCGCUUCAUUGAGAACAUUCAGAUCGGACCUAAACUCUCACAGGUGGGCAUCGUGUCCUACGGAGAGACCGUGACCCACCGCGUCAACCUGAGCCAGUUCGACAACACCCCCGCUCUGCUGGACUUUGUCAGGGAGCUUCCUCAGCAGACCGGCUUCAAAACAAUGACUUUCCUGGGCAUUGACACUGCCAGGAAGGAAGCCUUCAUGCCGGAGCGAGGUGCACGUCCCGGGGUGAAAAAGGUGAUGGUGAUCGUGACCGACGGAGAGUCACAUGACUUCCAUAACCUCAAUCCGGUCAUCGGCGACUGCGAGAAGGAUGGCAUCGAGAGGUUUGGCAUCGCUGUUUUGGGAGACUACAACCGACAGAACAAGACUGCAGAGGAAGUGCAGAAGUUUAUAAAGGAGAUCGAAUCCAUCUCCAGUCAGCCAUUACGAGAUCAUUUCUUCAACGUGUCGGACGAGGUGGCUCUGUUGACCAUCGUGGACGCGCUAGGAAACAAGAUUUUUGCCCUGGAAGCCACAACUGGCAACUUCACCUCUUCCUUUGACAUGGAAAUGUCCCAAGCUGGUUUCAGUGUCCAUGCUUCCAAAGAAGGCAUGCUACUGGGAGCUGUGGGAGCAUAUGACUGGAAUGGAACUGUCAUUAUGCACACCGAAGGGGGAACAAUCUAUCCCGAGAAAAACCACUUCUUUGACGGCCAAACUGAAGCUGGAUACGAAAGACUGGCUGGUUAUCUAGGUUAUGAUGUCCAGUCAGCGUCUACCCCUGAUGGCGUGCUGUACAUCACGGGAGCGCCACGUUACAACCACACGGGUCGUGUUGUUAUCUAUCGGCUGAAGGACAAAGACAUUGUUGUCUCGCAGACACUGGGAGGAGAACAAAUCGGGUCGUACUUUGGCAGCGUUUUACAGACUCUCGAUGUAGACGGCGACUCUUACACCGAUCUCCUCUUGGUUGGUGCCCCAAUGUACAUGGGCUCAGAAAGAGACGAGCAGGGUCAAGUUUAUGUCUACAAACUUAAGCAGGAUGGCCAGUUUGAGUACGAGUUCACUUUAAAGCCCAUCAAUCAGUCGUGCUGCACUGCCCACUCGUCCAGCUGCACUCAUAAACACGAGCCGUGCGGGGCCCGCUUCGGUACUGCCAUCGCCGCCGUAUCGGAUCUCAACCUCGACGGGUUCAAUGAUGUGGCCAUCGGCGCCCCCUUUGAGAAUGACCACAAGGGGGCAGUCUACAUCUAUCACGGAGACAAAAGGUCACUGAAGGAGAAAUUUGCGCAGCACAUCCCAGCAGGAGGGGAGAAUGACAAAAUGAAGUUCUUUGGUCAGUCGAUACAUGGUGUCAUGGAUCUGAAUGGAGAUGGAAUCACUGAUGUUACCAUCGGGGGUCUCGGAGGGGCCUCGUUGUUCUGGUCCAGAGAUGUUGCAGAGCUCCGAGCCAACAUGACCUUCCUCCCUGCCAAGAUCAACCUGCAGCAAGCGCAGUACCAAUGUGAGCACUUUGGACGCAAGUCAGUGUGCGUGACGACGCAGGUGUGUUUUGUCUACAGCAUCAAAUCUGACACGCAGGACCUGACGUCCGAAGCAGUGAUUCGCUACAAUCUGACGCUGGAUGCUCUGCGUGCAAAAGCAAGGGCUUCUUUCCUCGGCUCGGAUGACAAAAACGAUCGGAGAGUUACCGGUACUUUUACUGUGCAGGACAAAAAGAGACUGUGCGUGACGGAGGUGUUCAUGAUGUCGGCCCGAUUGGACUUCCGAGACCCUCUCAUGGUGUCAUUGGACUUUGGACUAGCUGAUGAAGACCAAGGUCCAGUCCUGGACGAGAGCCUGCCCACGUCCAUUAACAAGACGAUUCCCUUAGUGGACUGUGGAAGUCAUCAGAAGUGCAUCGCUGACCUCUCUCUUCAAGCAGAGCCCAGUGUAAGAAGCAUGGUGAUCCAAGCCAAGAAGGACAAAAUUGACGUGAACAUCCACGUGAGAAACAGCAAAGACAACGCCUACAACACCAAGGUGGUCGUCAGCUUCACGGCCAACAUCAACUAUGUCAAAGUAGAGCCAGAGAAAGAUUGCACUCUGAAUCACACAAAAGUGGAGUGUGCGGUGGGUUACCCCUUCCUGGGAAGCAAUGUGGAGGAAACUUUCAAAGUCAAAUUUGAGGUGAAUCCCAAUCACAUUCAUCACAGCAUCCAAAUCAAUGUGACAGCUACAAGCGACAGUGAAGAGCUGACCUCGACCCUUCAUGACAACAUGGUGCACAUCUCCAUCCCUGUGAAGUACGAGGCCGGCCUCGUAUUCUCUGUGCGGCCUGUGGAUGAACACGUGGUGGUGAAAGAGGGCGAGCAGUACUCCAGUGUGUUCAACGACACCCGGAUGAUCGGCGAGGAGGUUAACAUCAGCUACACGGUGGAGAAGGCAGGUGAUAUGGUGACCCCGCCACUUGAUCUUAAGGUGACCUACCCUCAGCUGUCCCCACGUAAUAAUUACCUACUAUACCUGACGCACAUCAUCACCAGCCCGAAGGUGAAAUGUGACACCGCCGGUUUGAUCAACCCUCUCAAUCUUAACCCGGAUGUCGUAAAACCCAAUCCAAACAAAGAAACGCUCGGCGUCUUCCUCUUGAGCUGUGAAAACCUUCCCUGUGCAUCGUUUAAAUGCUUCAUCCCAGAGGCCAAGGUUAGCCAGGUCAACGUUACGUUCCGAGUGUGGAAGCCGACGUUCAUCAAGGCUGAUUUUUCCAGUUUGUACAUGCUGGUGAACGCCACUUUGAAGAGCAGAAACACAGAUCUGUUUGUGCUGAGCAGUAGCGACAGCACCAGAAACGUGAAGAUCCAGGUUUCCAAGGAGAGCUUAGGAGGAAUUCCUAUAUGGAUCAUCAUUAUCAGCAUCCUGAUAGGUCUCCUCAUCUUAGCCCUGGUCAUCUUUGCUCUUUGGAAGAUGGGUUUCUUCAAGAGAAAAUCCAGGGAGUUCUCCAAGGAGGACAUGAUGGAUUGAGGCAUCCACACAACAGGAAGUGACUGCUUGUGGAGUAAAAAAUGGUAGACAGACUUUUUUAUAAAGUGUGUAACCACACGCAAUGACUACCUGGAGUACACAAAGCCAUUGCCAUGCACACACGGGAACAAAACCAUAUUUGUCCCAGACUUUUUUCUUUUUUUUUUUUUCAACAGCAAUCAAGCCUUCAGAGGAGGCGGGGCCUAUCACUGACACACGCCAAAGUUGUGCAUUUUGACUGCUGCACUUUCAUUUUUGAUGGAUUUUUUUUUUAUGCACUUUUUGCUAUGAAGAUCCAAAAUGGCCACGCUCAGGCUAGACAAACCAGUAUAUGUGAACUUCAGAGACACAUCUGCAUCAUUUAUAUGGAGACACUGUGUGUAUCUUCGAGCAUCAUCGAUGCUGGCGUUGCGGCACAUCUUGUUUGCUUCAAAACACUGACCUGAACGUUUAUUUUGACACCAAUGCAGAAAAACAGUCUUGUUUCUACGCUCAAGGUAUUCGCCUUUAAACCAACGCCUCCGAUUGUACUGUAAAUAUAACGCCUCACAAACUAAAAACUUUAAAAUGUACAUAAUUGUUGUUUUUUUUCUGCAAUAAUUCAUGUAAUUUAAGAGGUGUCGCCCACAUGCCUUAUAUUUUGGUGCUAAGGUGUUAGAUUUAUACCAUAGACACGAAUUACAACUUAUGCAAGUGUGUAAAUAUGACAUAUGGUCCUGUUUUGAUGAGGAAAUGAAAGUGUAGCUAUUCUCUAUUGAAAAUGUUCGGGUUUGUAUCCACUUUUUGGUUGCAUAUGAGUGAUUUUUCAGCAUUAUCAUCCAAUGUGACACCAUGUGCGGUACAGUACCUUCAAAAGUGCAUUCUUUCAGGUUGUUUUUGUUUAAAGAGCUUCGCAAUGUGUUCCAAAGAGAUUAUUUUGUACAUUGUGAAGACGGCCUAGGUCUCUUGACUUUUUAAUGCAAAUGCCCUCCACUUUUAAGCACAACUAGUUUGUACAGAAAGUCAUUCUAAAGUUGUUGUAUGGCUAAAAUGUGUCCUAUUGUUUUUUUUGGCUUGCUUGCAUAGACAUAUAAAUGUGGUCUGGAAUCACUUUAUUUUUUUCAAGCCAAAACAGGAGAGUGGGAACAAUAAAGUGAGCGUUUGCAAGCACUUCAGCCUUCAACACUGCUGUGAAGUCUUCAAUGUGAUGCACUGGUUUGCUUCCUUGUCAGCACGCAAGUAACUGAAUCCGCUGUAUAAAAAUAAAAGAUUUUUACACAUA